Molecule: messenger RNA, 358 nt
Organism: Drosophila ficusphila
Lineage: Eukaryota; Metazoa; Arthropoda; Insecta; Diptera; Drosophilidae
Product: male accessory gland serine protease inhibitor-like
Exons: 2
Coding region: 66-314 (82 amino acids)
Molecular function (GO): serine-type endopeptidase inhibitor activity
Source: RefSeq, a predicted model, not a curated record
CGACUCUGUGCGUCUCAGUUUCAGUUUACUUUGAGCUAGCUUGGGGCCCUCAAAUAUUUUUAAUCAUGAAGCUGCUGAUCUUGGUUUUUGUGCUUGCCGCCUUAAUGGCAAUUUCUACCGCUCUAAAAAAUGAGUUCUGUGGUCUUCCCCACUCCCGAAAUGGCGAUGGGAGAAUCUCCUGCGAGGCUUACAUCCCCAGUUGGUCUUACGAUUCCGCAAACAAUGAGUGCAUCAAAUUCAUUUACGGAGGCUGCGGAGGCAAUGACAAUCGAUUCAACUCGAAGGAGAAUUGUGAAGACAAGUGUUUGCAAUAAAAUAAAGCAAGUCUACCGAUAAUGUGAGACAAAUCCAAAUCUAA